UGUAGUGAAUAAAAUGCAAUUUUCAAGAAUGUGGGCAUUUAAUAAAUCCAGGAGAGGUAUCUUUGGGUGAUAACUUGUUCACUGGAGUAAAUCAUGAGUAUCUGUAUCUCUGGGUGUUUUGAAAAUUUGCACCCUUAAGUCUGGCGCCAUGAAGAAAAUCCACAGAAUUCCAGCUGGUAGUUAAUUUAGUACAUAUAUCAUGAAUGUUCAGAGAGGUAAAGAAGACCUCAGAAUCACCCAGAAACCCACAAAAAUGUGUGUGGGCCUCUUUGUAUUGGUUUCUGGGGCUGAGGUUUCCCAUUCAGCCAUGAAGAUGCUGGUUUACGCAGAAGCAAAUUCCUUUAUCAUAGCUGUGCUUUUAAUUUAGGAAAGACAUCUGUGUUAAAGUCAAACGCGUUGAAAUAAUUCCUCAUCUGGUCUUUUUUUGUUGAGCUCUGGUUUGGGACAUUGAAACUGAUAUUCAGCCAAACAAACCCCAUGAAGCUGUCCACAUGUUGUGUCUGCAUCUGAUUAUACAUACAGUAUAAGUAUAUACAUGCAGUGGCCUCUUCAGCAACAGCAGAGGGAGCGAAAACACAUUUAAAAUGACAUGACCUCCACAGGAGAAACAUCUGCCCCCAACAACAACCUCACACACAGCACACAUGGUCUUACCGCCUCAGCCUGUUUGUCCUUCUGUAUCAGUGAGUCACUCGGCUCCACAUGUUCAGUUCACAGCCAUUAAAGCAGCUGAACAAUCAGACCACAGCUUUCACCAAAACAUCCGAGUAGUCCAGCUGAAGUGUAGCACAUUAUAGUAGCAGGAAUGGUUUGCCCUUUGUGCUUCUCUUUUUUAUUUCAGGCUAAAAUAUGGGGGUCCCUGCUACCAGUGAGCUGAUGUUGUGAAUAUAGCUGUCUGCUCCAUGGUUGUAGAUGUACUGUAAAAACACAAGUCUGUCUGUCACAGUUUAAAAUCGUUCCUUCUAAAGUUGGACCAAUGAUCUUGUCUUGUUCUGAGGUCUAACUGCAGCCUUUCACAGUGCUGACCACAUCGUUCCGAUCCACCGGCUGAAGCUUGAGUGUCUCCCUGGUUCUUCUUUGGAAAUGUUUCCCUCAUAUUCUUCCAAGACAAACCUUUCAUGCAGGUUCCACUGGGGAUUCUUGCUCAUCUUUGUCUUCAGUAUCCUGCGGGCUGCCCUUAGGCUUGAUUUCUGCUUCAGUUUUAUUUCCUGUCUUUGUGCCUCAUUCAUCCGUAUUAUUCAGAAAUGCAACAUCUCCUCUUUUUAUUGAGUUGCUGACAUUGAAAUCAGUCCCCUAUUAGAGCCCUGAAAACUUCGGACAUUUCAAAUUUACGAAUAUUAGGUUUGAAAAAGGUGCAGGUUGUCUUAUAUUCAAGGUCUAGACAAUUAUACAUUAUUGUCAGAUGUUCGUUUUGAAUGGAGAGUGCACCAAUGAACAUAGAAUGAGGAUGUCUGUAGUCCUGAUGUUGCUGGACUAACCUCUAGCUAUCUGGAAGUGUUUUUGAGUCCACAGUAGCCUAUUUUCUUCUUACAUUAGGGAUAUUAAGAAAUAAAAAAAGGAUGAAUCUGGGUGUUUCCUUGGUUCAAAAAACUAACCUGCUUAGGACUGAGAGAAUGUGGUUGGAUCUGAUAUGAUUGGCAACAUUACAAAAUAAAAUUGGGGCCACUGAAGGACUGUAAAUCGCACUGACUUUUUCCAGCUGAGCCCAGUCUUCUUUAUACAAGUCAAGAAACUAAAAUGAAUACAGCUCCAAGCAAGAAAAUACAAGUAUAUUUAUAUUUUGGUGAUUCUCAGGCCUUUCUGUUUAGCCUCCACUACAGGCAGACUCCUUCGAAGAUGAGUAGAAAACUGUUUCACCCUUACUAUUUCCUCCCAAGAAAAUUUCAAUAAAAGAAACACAGUGUGGUUUUGGCCCAGCAUUCAGUAUAGAUAUGUCUAAACUCCUGUUCCAUAUAAACUCACAGCCCUAUUUAUCUAGGCUUUUAUCUGUCAAGGACAAAAUCAUAUGGUUCAGUAACUGACUGAAAAUGACAGAAAAAUCUGCUCUUAUAAGAUUAUAUGUAAGCUCUAUUCAUGAUUUCAACAAAGGACUUAAGAUCACUGUUUUGUGCCAGACGUCUUAUUUUUAUUCUAAAUGUCUGAUGUAUUUGUUCCACUUUUAGGAAUCAAAUAUUUUAUGUGCAAAUAAAAUAUAAAUAAAUGAUUGUACAAAAUGUCCAAUGACCAACAGAAAUGUGUAGAAUAUUAAAUUUUUUAAAAAGGGAAAUCAAACCCAGCAAUAUUUAGAAAAACUCUGAUUUCAAUUUCAGAUUUUUUCCCCCCCAAACUGUGCCUUAUAUUCCCUGAGACCUUGUAUAGUAUGCAUGCAGUCGGCUGUAGUGUGACUGCUGAGGCAUCAGGGGACAGCGGCCAUGUGACGGUGGCUGCACGGAUUGGUUUAGUGCAGAUGUGACAUCAGCGAGCCUCCCACUCCUCCCUCCCGCCUCCCCUCUCUCUCUCCCAGUCUUUCUCUGCCUCUCUCUGCCUCCCUAUCUCUCUGUAGCGCUCUGCUUCUUUUUUCUCUCUCUCUCUCUCAUCUUCCUUUCCUCAGCAUCCUCCCUCUCAGAGAUGGCGUGUGUCGAUGCUGCUCGGGCGUCCGGGGCCUAACAGGAGAGGAGCCCCCUUCCCUCAGAUCUGCAGCCCCGUUCCUCGGGUGUCUCCUCUCGCUGCUGUCUUUCAGCUCUCCCAACCCCCCCCCCCCCCUCCACCGCCGCCUCCCCGGUGCGGGUGUCUGGGAUAAAGGCCCUCGGGGGUGGAGGAAAGCAACAUCGUGCUUCUUCGCUGGGGGAGCAGAAUUAGCUAUGCCCUGCCCAGGCAUCUUUUGACCGGUUGGAUUUCUCCAUUUCCGUCCGCCUGCACACCAGAGGGCAACGUAGGAUGAAAAUCUGCAACCAUGAUGCAAGGACUGAAAAACCGAACCAGGAAAGCCCUGGGCUUACGAAGAAAAGACAAGGACACAGAGACAGCGAGCUCACCUGACAAAGAAGGAACUGGAAGUGGAAAGAAGGGAAGUAAAAAGGCCAACGGGGCUCCCAAUGGUUUCUACGGAGAGAUUGACUGGGACAGAUAUGCCUCUCCUGAUGUGGAUGAGGAGGGCUUCAGCCUCCGGCCCGGUGAUGAGGGCGAUGCAGCUUCCAAAGAAAAGCACUUUUUCUCCUCCAGCGACUCGGAGGACGACGAGGACAGCAAGAAAAAGUUCAAAAUUAAGAUCAAGCCGCUGGUGUCGGACAGUGCCAAGUGUGCCACUCCAUCUAUGGACGAGCUAAAAGCCUCGGUGGGAGGCCUCGCGCUGUCUCCAUCUCUGAAGAGAAGUCCGAGACGCAGUCCGGGGCAAAUAAAAAGGAACUUGUCCUGUGAGGAGAUCGCAAGACCCCGACGCUCCACCCCGACACCCAGCCCUGCCCCUGAGACGCCUAGUGACAGACUGUCGCAGAACGUUCCUGCCUUCUUCGGGCUGCCUUCAGAGAGCAAAUAUGCCAGAUAUGACGUGGUUCCUGCUGACAUGUGGGGAGACUCUAGACCACGAUCAGAAUCACAGCUGAGUAGAAGUUUCCCAACAGGAGCUCCUCCUCCGCUUCCUCCAAAAAACAUUCCAUCAAGAAGUCAUUACGGCUAUCCUUCAGACGCUGCUGCUGAUCUACCCAAUGGAAGGGCAACUCGUAGGUCUGCCCCCAUCUAUCUGAACGUCCUCUCCCCCGCUUCCUACCGAGGCUCCCCGGCCCCCAACCUGGACGACGUGUUCGGCCCCAGCGAGGACAUAGUGUCUCCCAGAUGGGUUACCUUCACCGACGACCGGCCUCCUCCGCCCGAUGAGCCCGCUCCCCCUCCACCGCCAGACUCUCCUCCUCCAGACACCCCCUCAUCCACCCCCUCCACCCCCUGCCUCUCUCCUGGCCCGCCACCAAACGAACCCCCGCCUUCACCCCCUCCAUUCUCCCCCGGGUCUCCUCCUCCCUUCACGCCGCCAGACUCGCCUCCCUCCAUCGUGCUCGGACCUCCUCCUCCAGAUGAACCGGCUCCCCCCCUGCCCCCCGACUUCUCCCCCUCUAGUUCGCCUCCUCUGUGCCUCGAUGAGGAGGCGAUCGACGAGGAGGUGCUGCAGUUUGCGGAGUACUGUUCCUCCCCUGCGCCCAUCAGCCCUGUGCCUCCUCUGCCAGCAGAGCGGAGGUCGCCUCGGGGGGGAGUCACUUCUCCUCUGGUCCUGGGGGGAAAGAGGACUCCGGAGGGUUCAUACCUGAGAGAUGAUAUACCGGACUUCGUGGGCUCUCCCAGGGAGCUGACGCCGAGCUUCAGGGGGACGCCGCCUCCUCUUCCUCCCACCACCUACAGGUCUAUCAUGUCUUCCCCGGGGCCCUACUCAGGCAGCAGCCCCUCAUCUCCAGCUCGUCCUGCCACGCCUCAGUCUCGAGGCAGCCCGGUUCCUCCACCUCCUCCUCCUCGUCCGUCCUCGCGACCAAAGCUGCCCCCGGGGAAACCAAUCACAGACCUGACUCGGCCGUUCAGUCCACCGGUUUCAGGCAGCCCACCGCCUUUUGCCCCCCUGGCCAGGGCUGAGAGCUCUUCCUCCAUCUCCUCCAUUACCUCGCAGAGUGCAGCGUCCACUCCAACCUUGGGAAGGGACCUCAACAUGUCCACCACAGAGGCCUCACAGCCUCUGGUAUGGUUUGACCACGGCAGGUUUUAUUUAGCUUUUGAAGGAUGCUCCAGAGGACCCAGUCCACUCACAAUGGGGCCACAGGACACUCUGCCAGUGGCAGCUGCCUUCACAGAAACCAUCAAUGCCUACUUUAAAGGCGCUGACCCCAGCAAAUGUGUUGUGAAGAUCACAGGGGAGAUGGUGUUGUCCUUCCCUGCAGGCAUCACUCGGCACUUUGCCAGUCACCCAACUCAGCCCAUCCUCACCUUUAGCAUCAGCAACUACAACCGGCUGGAGCAGGUCCUCCCCAAUCCACAGCUGCUCUGCUGUGAUUCCACAACAGAGAGUGUCGACACCAAGGAGUUCUGGGUAAAUAUGCCAAACCUGAUGAGCCAUCUGAAGAAAGUGGCUGAACAGAAGCCUCAGGCGACGUACUACAACGUGGAUAUGAUCAAAUAUCAGGUGUCAGCAGAUGGGAUCCAGUCCACUCCUCUGAACCUGGCAGUGAGCUGGCGAGGGGAUGCCACCAACACAGACCUUAGAAUAGACUACAAAUACAACACGGAGGCCAUGGCCGCCCCUGUGCCGCUUCACAACAUCCACUUCCUGGUUCCUGUUGACGGAGGCAUCGCCAAACUGCAGGCCAUGAUCCCACCAGCCACCUGGAAUCCGGAGCAGCAGACGAUACAGUGGAAGCUACCAAGCCUGUCUCACAGGUCUGAAAAUGGAGGAGUCGGGGCUCUCCUGGGCCGGUUCCAGAUGAUCGAAGGUCCCUGUAAACCCUCCCAGCUGGCGGUCCAGUUCACCAGCGAGGGAAGCACUCUGUCGGGCUGCGACAUCCAGCUGGUUGGGACUGGAUAUCGGCUUUCGCUGGUCAAGAAGAGAUUUGCUGCAGGGAAAUAUUUGGCAGAUAAUUAGUGGAGCUGUUUGUGAACAGAACCAAGAAAAUCAAUGGCUUUUGACUGUGAAGAAUAUGGAUCCAUCCCAUGUUUAGUGCAUUUGAAAAUGUAUCUUUAGCAACCGUUACAGUUAAUGAGAUUUAAUAGAACAACAGGUCACAACACACAGACGAGAUAAUAUUUGACUUUUUAACACCAUCUUCAGUAGACUGACUCUUGCUGAGUUUAUGCAAGUAAAUAUGAAUCAUUAGUUUCGUGCACUUGGAACACUUACAUGGAGUAAAACAUAGGAAAACCCUGGUUCUUUGUUCUUGUUGAAAAUUACUGUGGAUUUCAUACAGUGAUCCAGCCUUAUUCAUUUCAGUUUCUUUUAUCUGACUGGUUGUCACUGCACAUGCACUGUCAAAGAUCAUGUGAAUAGAGGAUUUAAUAGUGAAACAAUCUUAAACGAGGUGGAAAAGAAUAGAAAAUGGAGGAAAAAGUGUAGUAUAGGUUUGCUCUGAAGUUUUAUUCCUCUAAAUUACUGGCUACGUGGUAACAUCUGAUUUACACUGCCACCUCAGAUCAGAUUUCCAUUUCCACCAUAUGUUGCAGUUUAAGCAGAAUUUAGAUCCUGUUUACACUUGGUUUUAAAAUAUGUCCCGGGCAACUGGAUCACAAGUGGACAGCACUGAAUAGAGUAUGAACAACUCCCAAGAUGCAUUGUGAGUCGAUAAAUUAAACUACAUACUGAAGUUGUCUGGAAUGCAUUUCACCUCAGAUCUUUUGUAGUGUAAACACCAAUCCAACCUUUUGGCCUUUUAACGGAGGUGACGUAGGCUGAUCUCUCUGGACUGUCCACCUGUGUUUGAGUCACCAAAGUGCAUUUUAAAACCGAGAGUAAACCGUCUGCUUAGAGAGCCUUGGAAGUGUCGCAUCCAGUUUAAAUCCACCUGCAGCGCUGGAUGAACAUCAGCACUUUGAGUCUUUAGGUGCUUUUUAUGUGGGAUUAUAUUUGUGCCUCAAUCCUGAGCUCUUGAUGGGACAUUUUGAUCAGAGGUCAUGAUCAUUUUCUACUAGCACAUGAAUGGUAUUUUUCAGAUGGAUUAGGACAAUUUCAUUUGAGCAAGCAAACAUCUGUUAUAUGCUCAGUAAGUCUGUUUGCUUGCUUGGCAUUUACACAACUGCAGAUUUAUGCCUAUGUUGCUAGGAUGCAUUGAUAGGCUACUGUUUUCUAACAUGGUGCUAAAAUCCCUUAAAAGGUGAUAAAAUCUCCACCAAAAACAGAUAAAAAAGACUUUCAGAAAGGUUAAUUAACCAAAAUUGACUGAAGUGCUCAUGUGUAGUUGAGGUGUGUGUCUGCCAUUUUCUCAGUGAUUCCUAGAUUGUGGUUCAGUAGUCUUUUUGUUUUGGAAAGUACCUAGCUGAGGGAAAUAACCUGGAAGUUUUAAACUGGCAGCCAUGAUAAGAGCUUGUUGAACUUUGUAAAUCAGGGGUGUCAAACUUAUUUUAAUUCAGGUUCCAAACUGAUCUCAAGUGGGCCGGACCAGUAAAAUCACAGCAUAACAGCCUAUAAAUAGCGAUAACUCCAAAUUUUUCCUUUGUUUUAGUGCAAAAAAGUACAUUUUAAAAAUAUUCCCAUUUAAUGAAUUAUCUUUUUAUUAAGCAUUGUGAACAACCUCAAAUUCCUUCAGAAAAAUAAGUGAAAUUACAGCAACAUUAUGCCUCAGUUUCUCAUUUACACGUUACAACUUCCAGAUCACAGUGUAUCUACAAAGGCACAAAACAUUUAGUCACAGGUAUCUGGAACUGAACGAUAUAGCGGUUUACAUAAUGAUCAAAAUGACCAAAGUCUGACCAAAAAACAAAGACAGACAGCAACAAAAACAAGACAAAAUAUUAAAAAAAUGAGACAAAUGACAUGAAACAAACCAAAAAAGAGACAAAAUAUUAGAUCAAAAAGUUACAAAGCAACAAAAAAAUGGACAAGCAACAAAAACAAGACAAAAAAAAUUACAAACCAACAAAAAUGAAUAAAGCAAAAUAUAAAAUGACAAAAAUAAGACAAAAAACACAAGCGAGACAAAAAAGGAACCACAAAACGAUAAAAACAUGAGACAAUAAGUCAGACGAAAAAACAAGAUAAAAUAUUACAAAAAUGAGACACAAAACGACAAAAGAACAAUGAGCAAUCUAGUAUUUUAUGAUCAAAAUAACUUGUCAUGGUCUGAAAAUUAUAACAAAUUUAUAGUUUUACAAAUUUACAAUCUGCAGUUAAUGUCUUCUCUGUAAUUUUACACUUUACAAAGUUGCUCCGUGGGCCGGAUUGGACCCUCUGGCGGGCCGGUUUUGGCUGUAAAUGAUAAGAAAGGUGCUGCACUGCUCUCUUGCUUUCUUUUUUUUUGCAUAGGAUACACUGGUCCAUCCUUUAUGAAAGAGAAGAAGAUAAUACAGCAGCAUCCACAGCGAUCUACCAUCACAUGUUAACGUAGCAUAGAAUAAGUAUAUGUAGAUUUUCUUCACUGUAGUUGUCCUUAACGAAUUCUCCCUCACAUCUUUUCUUGACUUUGUGACCUUUUUUCAGAAACUGAGGAAAAUUGUUUAGCAAAACACAUAGAACAUGAUUUUUUUACUGUCUGGUUACGACCGUAGAAACAGAUAAUCCUACUUGAGGUCUGACUGAAGACAACAACAGCCAAGCAGAAAUGACUUGAUUGUGGCUAAUAGCAAACACACAGACAUAUUAUUGAGCAUAAAAGUGAGUGAGUGAUUACUUUCUCUACAAAAUGCAUUCAUGUGCAGCCAGUACAUCUUUGUCUGAGCUCAGGAUUGAUGCAGAUCCAUAAUGCAGCCUUUAACAUCCGUACCACUGACUGCAGUUUUCUGUUUAGGAGUCGUGUCAGUUUGACCUGGUGAAGAACAAAAGCAUUACAUUUCCACUAAGGGCAAGUGCAAUGUUGAAAUUAGGGGUGUCACGGGUAUCUGAAACCAUGUUGAUAAUGCAUAUUUAAUAACACCGUAAGUAAUCCAUUGCCAGUUCUUUCUGGUGGAUUGGCAGGUGGUGGUAGACACCUUAAUGCCUGCUGUCAUCACUCAUAAAACAGAAAAAAGAAGAACAUGCAGCAACUAGCUAGUCAGCUGCUGCCACAUCGUGCGACUACUACACAAAACAGAGCUUUUUUUCAGAUUUUCUAUAGAUAUUGAGAUAAUCUAGUUAUCGUGGACUCGUUUAACCGCGAUAAUAGUGUAGCAAAUCUGAUAUCAUGACAGCCCCGGUUGAGAUGCCUCAAAGUUCUCCUGUUACAGAACAUAAGUGGUGUUUGUGGCAGUGUUUUAUUGGUGAAGCUGCAUUCUAACGAGGUGAUGGGAAUGAGAGAAGCUGCUACUUUUGCUGGAGCAGUUUGGGUGAUUUAUUAAGUUGUUAUAUUUGAAAGGCCCUUAAGAUGCUUGACACAUACAGAGCCAGAUGUGAGAGUGCCAUACUUUGAGGAAAAGGACCUUCCAGAGAGAUACUGAGGGACCUGAGCUGAAGAUUGUAGGAGUUGCCUUUGAUGCUGCUUUAAAACUCGGCCAAUUCCUUUGACCGUAAUCUUUGAUGGAGGUCUUGAGGAGGAACCUUUGGGGGACAUCACAGAAUAACAAAAAGAAGUGUCUAUCAAGAAGACAGCACUAUUUAUGUCCCUGCUUUAUUUUCUUCCUUUUCCACCAUGUUGAAUAAAUGUUUUAUCAUUUUCUAAUAGCAAUAUUUAAGUGUAAAAAGUGUACAUAAAAAGCUAUGUUUCAAAUACUUCUCUGGGCAUAUGGAUGUGUCUGUGAUUGUCCUUUGGUUUAUUGAUGUCAGCACCCAUAAUGCAUUUGGUUCUACGUAACGACACACAUGUCAACACUCACGUCAUCUAGUGUUUUUACAUGCGGGUUUCUUGUACAAAAAAAAUAACUAAAAAAGAAAGAAGUGUUACUGUUGAUGAAUAACUCCAAAAUGGUGCCGCAUGAAAUCUGCAUUUUUUUUCCCAUCACCAGUCUUAUCAAUGCAAUACCAGUCUGUCCAUUUCAAUAAGGUCAUGAUGCGUGUAUUAUUGUAUAAUUGUGCUACGAGAGGAGACUUUCUUGCCUUCACUUAAGCCUCCGCUCUCUGUUUUUGCUGUUGAUGCACCUUCAGAAACUCACUGUCAAUAAAUCUGGCAUGUGUCCAUUGAUAUACCCAUUCCACGCAUCUGAUAUAGGUGUUUGACAUCCUCCUGUGUUUGACUCGCACACGUAACACACUCUUCUUCAUGAAACGGUUCAUUGCCUCAUGCCACACGUUCAUAAGUGUUUGGACAUCAUCUUUUACAGAAGGUUUUAAUGUGUUGACUCACAGUUCGGGCCCGGGUGUAACAUUUCAUUUAUUUCCUUUUAGGAAAAGAAAAACUGGUUCUUUCUGUUAAAUAAGAAGAGGCCACUUUUUUUCUCUGUUAACGAUGCUUUUAAUUUUCUUUGCCUUAUUUUUGAACAUACACUAUAUAUUCCAAUAUCGAAGGUUUUCUGUAAGUUUAUUUUUUCUACAACUUUUUGGCUGUAUUCUUUCACUGCGUUAGAAUCAGAAUAUGCAAACAUUUCAUGUAAAUUUCCCAUCCAAAGAUUUUGAAAGUAAAUAUAUUAAAAAAUCAAUAUAAUGUAAUACCUGUUUUACUUGGUAAUAAAGAAGAAGAAAUAUGAA
Amphiprion ocellaris (clown anemonefish) is the source of this 10252-nucleotide messenger RNA. It is a transcript of the gene sgip1b, whose product is annotated as SH3GL interacting endocytic adaptor 1b. Gene Ontology annotation, cellular component: plasma membrane; cytoplasm. The record is from RefSeq and is a predicted model, not a curated record. The coding region runs from base 2933 to 5593 and encodes 886 amino acids. NCBI's taxonomy places the organism in Eukaryota, Metazoa, Chordata, Actinopteri, Pomacentridae. The transcript is spliced from 24 exons.